This is a messenger RNA of Alexandromys fortis (reed vole), 7202 nucleotides long. It is a transcript of the gene Cfap74, whose product is annotated as cilia and flagella associated protein 74. The record is from RefSeq and is a predicted model, not a curated record. The transcript is spliced from 39 exons. Lineage: Eukaryota; Metazoa; Chordata; Mammalia; Rodentia; Cricetidae. Bases 314 to 5140 code for a protein of 1608 amino acids.
CUCCGUUAAGGGGACAUUUCUGAGGGACUAGUGUCAAGGAACUGUUCCUCCGGGGCCACCGCAGAGGAAGUGUCGCCGAGGAGUUGCUUCUGCGGUGGUGGUGGUGGUGGGGGGGGGGGGUGACGACCCUUCUGCAGAACCACUCCCUAGAGGUCAUCUGGGAGGGGCUGUUGCUAAGAGGUCGUCUCCAGGGACCAUUCUUUAAGGGCUGUUGAUAAGGGGCUAUUGCGGGGCAACAGUCCAUUCCUUUGCUGAAGUCUCAUCCUGAGGGGCGUUCCUGGACUGACAAGAGAGCUAACUUCUGUCUCCCAGUAUGGAAGAACCUACUGCCCAGUUCUCUGACGAGGAGCUGAUGGACAACUUCCUCGCCAUGGACGAUGAGCGAAUCCAGUUAGAGGCUCCCGAGUUUGAGGUGGAACCUCUUCCUGUGGGAUUUGAGGACGCCACUGCCCUAGGAUGUAGCUGUUUAGCAAAAGAGGAGGAAGGGAACACUGCGAAGAUGAAGAAGACAACCAUUAAAGACAAAGUGGAGGCAUUUCAUCUUCGCAAGAGCUUGAACCUCCUAGACAAACUGCAUGAGGAAAAGGACCUUUUUAUUCAGAAGACUAGAGGGGAGCUGCGUGUCUGUCGUCAGAGGAUGGACCUGCUCAACAAGCAACAGGAGAGCUUGGCGGCUGAGAUCUCAGCAGAGAGAGACGCCAACAACAUGGCUGCUAUGAGUCGUCUCCAGGCUGCAUCCAGACGCUUGCACACAGAGCUGGAGAAUGAAAAAGAUCUGCAGUCCAAGAUCACGGCCAUGCUGAAGGACAGCGAGAAUGCCAUGUGGCACAUUGAGAUCCAGAAGGGGCAAUUUGAGGAUUUCCGGAAGCGUAAUGAAGAAGAGGCAGAAGCUAGGCAGAGGAGCCUUGAGAUACACGCAGCUCAGCAGCUUCAGAAGGAGAAAGAAACCCUGGAGAGGGUGGAGAGGAACCGUCUGCUGAGGGCCCGGAAGUCCUUGCAUGUGCAGAAGGAGCUGGGGCAGAAACAUCAGAAACUGGUGGAAGACGCCCAGAGAAACCACAGGAUUGCCGUGAAGUUCCUGAAGGCCUCUCUGGGAAGAAUUCGAGAGCGAGAGCAGGAGGAGGAGAUGGAGUCCCGCAAGCACAUGAAACGGCGUAUGGAUGCUGUGCUGGCGUUGAAGAACAGCAUCACUGCCAGUCGGGAAACACUCAAGAAGUUCCAAGCCUGGGGCCAGAGCAGGGCAGAGCUGGCUAAGCAGAAGGCCCUUACGGAGAAGGAGGUGAUCCUGGCCCAAGGUGGCGACGCGUUCAAGCACCUUGUUCAUCAGCGCAGGCACCAGGAGCUGGAAGCCCAGAAGCGGGCUUUUGAAGAGGAGCAGAAACUCCGGAAGCAGGAGAUUGUAAGUCGAAUCUUGAAAGAGGAAGCUGAGGAAGAAAACAGGAAAAAGAAACAGCAUCCGCCCUCUAAAGCCACAGACGGAUGGACUCUGCGGGACAAGACCUGGAAGUACAUCUCCGACUUCUGCGAGGGGAAGACAGCGAUGCCCGCAAGUCACCUGCUGCGAGCUCAUCUCUUCCGCUGGCAGGAAAACGAGAUAGCCUUACACCCCAAGCCUACCUGUCUGCUGAAAGCCAUAUCCAGUGAGUCUAUGCAGAUGGACCUGGGGAGCAUUAGUACCGAGGAGGAGGUCCUGGCUGAACCUGAUAUCCCCGGGCUUUGGAGCAAAGAGUACAAGACACACCAGGUGUCCAAGAAGGACAUGGAACAGAAACCUGUGGGUGGUACCAAGAUGGACAAGGACAUCCUGGCUCGCACGAUGGAGCAGCUGCGCAGUGGGGUGGUCCAUAAGCAGGUGGUCUCUGGGAGGGAGUUCAAGGGUCGCCCGUUCAACAGCAAGCCCGAGGUCAUUCACUUCAAGGACUUUGAUAUUGGCAAAGUGUACAAGAAGAAGAUCACAUUGAUAAAUGCUACUUACACAAUCAACUAUUGUAAGCUGGUGGGUGUGGAGGAGGGCCUGAAGGACUUCAUCCAUAUCGACUUUGACCCCCCUGGUCCCAUGUCAGCCGGGAUGUCCUGUGAAGUUCUGGUCACCUUCAAGCCUAUGAUAAAUAAAGAUCUGGAAGGAAAUGUUUCAUUUUUGGCUCAGACAGGCAGCUUUUCUGUUCCACUGAAAUGUUCAACGAAGAAAUGUUCUCUGUCCCUUGACAAGGAGCUCAUUGAGUUUGGCAGCUAUGUGGUGGGUGAGACCACGUCCCGGACCAUCACACUGACCAAUGUUGGGGGCCUGGGCACCAGAUUCAAGUUUCUCCUGGAUUCUGAGUUCUUUGAGAUGGAAGAACCCCAACCCAUCAUGAAAAUAAGCAGCCUCUACACCUGUGAGGACAAAAGUCUCUAUGAGAAGAUCAUUACCAGUCUCUCUGAGCAACAGCUUGAUAUCAAUGAGUCCUCCCCAGUGGACAUCCCGAGCCGAAAAGAAUCCGAGAAAGAUGAAACAGAGAUUGUACCUGCGGCCAGUGUCAUAACCAUGGCUCCCAGUGAGGAACAGGCAGAGAUAACCUUGGGGGAGGUGACAGAGGGAGAAAUCGGCCCCUUCAGUUCCGUCAAAAUACCCAUUAUCUUCACCCCAGUUAUCCCAGGAGAGGUCCAGACUAAGUUCAAGGUUAUGUUUAAGAAUUCGCAGUGUCCCACGUUAUAUUUCAGGGCCACGGGUAUUGCUGUCGAUGUGCCAGUCUGGGUGCCGAGGGCCACUGUGGACCUGAAAAUCUGUAUGUACGAUCGACUCUACCAGGACUCCAUCAUUGUCCACACAAGAUCAAAAGCAGCCCUGCGCCUAAAGUUUGAAGUCUGCAAGGAGCUGAGAGGCCACAUAGAGCUUGUGCCAGAAACAGGCUACAUCCAGGCCCAGUCCUCCUACUCGGUACAGCUCAAGUUCCUGCCUCGACACUCCCUCCCUGAGGAUGCAGGGAAGUAUUUUGACGAGAACAGUCGCGUUCUGGAGGCUCCAAUGACAAUCUGGGUGGCUGACCAGAACAAACCGGUGGGGUUCACUGUCCAAGCCGUCGUCACUACCUCAGACUUGGAAAUCAGCCCCUUGGAGAUAAACUUUGGCUACUGCACCAUCUAUGAGGCUAUCAGGACAGAAAUAAGCCUCAGCAACCUCUCACUGCUGCCCCAGGAGUUUGGGUUCGUCGGACUUCCAAAGUAUGUGGACAUCCAGCCCAAUGAUGGGUUCGGGACAAUUUUGCCGCUGGAAACUUUGCAACUUGAUGUGAUCUUCCAGCCCAUUAAGGCCAAGGAAUACAGAUUUGAGCUGAUUUGCAAAUCCGAAAUAAACCGGUGCUUCAAGGUGUCUUGCCAAGCAGUGGGUGUCCACCCACCCCUGGAGCUGUCCCACUACCAGAUCAAGUUUUCAGCCACGGCCCUGUGUGGCACCACUGUGUCUAGACUGUACGUCAUCAAUUCUCACCUGAGCAUGAACAAACUGACCCACUCCUUGCCUCGAAUUGGGUCUGAGGAAGCCACCCCAGUGGGACCCACAUCCUUUGAGUUCUUGCCGCCCCCUAAUUCGCCCAUCACCAUCUCUCCAUCCGUGGGGACCGUGUUGCCAGGAAAGAAGUGUUUGGUCCAAGUGGUCUUCCAGCCUGUGCUGCCUCAUGAGGUAAUCCUGAAGGAAGCCAUGCAGAUCCUGAACAAGGAAAAGGAGAACAAACUGUUCCAAAAAGAAACAGUCCAAAGGAAGGAAACAUGGAAACCAUCAAUGCCUGUGGUUCGGGUUCACAACCGGGACCGACCAACCCGGGCCUCCACACCCCACACUCAAGAGCUGCAUAGGCAGGAGCUCAGUGUCAGCUCCAAUGAAUACCAAGCUGCACAAGCCAACUUGGCCAGAUCCUUCCAGGGGAAGUUUGACAGGAUUGUGGUCCCCUGUGUUGUUGCCAGUGGUGACAUCAAAGACAGGAAGGAAUUGGAACCUCUGAGCUUCAGCCCCCAUAAUACUCUAUAUCUGGAGCUAUGGUGCCCAGCAGUGGCUCCGUCCAUUGUGCUGACAUCCAACAAAGGCAAUAGUGUCCUUAACUUUGGUGACAUUGCUGUAGGGCAUCGAAGUAUAAAGAAGAUCACCUUCCAGAACAUUUCCCCUGAGGACCUUGCUUUGGAGUUCUCAGUGCUGAGCCCCAGUGGCCCCUUCGUUCUGAUAAACCCCUCCAAGAAGCUGUGUUCUGGCGAGUCACAAACCCUGGCACUGUCCUUCUCUCCCCGUGAGAGCACGCAGGUUCAAGAAAUCCUGGACAUCAUCACCAAGAGAGACACCCUCAGCCUCACCCUGACCGGCACAGGUGUGGCAUCCAUGAUCACAUGCUCCAUUGAAGGCAACAUCCUCAACAUGGGCUAUGUGCUUGCCAGAGAAUCUGUCUCAACAACUUUUAAGCUACAGAAUGAAUCCUCACUUCUUAUUAAGUUCUGGAUGCAGCUGGAGAGUCUCUCCAGAAAAAGGGAUGAGACCCGGCAGCAGCUACCCAAGUUCCUUACCUCCCGUGAGCAGAGGACUGAGAUUGUUGGCACACAGAACCACAACGGGCAGAGCGUAUUCAGUGUUGCUCCAGUUGAGGGACUCAUGUACCCUGGGAAGGCUCAAGAAUUCACUGUAACCUUCAGUCCAGACCAUGAGAGCCUCUACUUUUCUGACCUGCUCCACGUGGUGCUCUUUGAGAAGAAAGUCUUCCAUCAGAUCCUCCUGAAGGGUGCUGCCCGUGAGCACAUGAUGUUUGUGGAGGGAGGAGACCCACUGGAUGUGCCUGUGGAGUCCCUGACAGUGAUCCCUGCCUUGGACACAGAACAUAGAGAGGCUAGAUCUCCCUCUCCAGAAGCUGAGGAGAUAAAGCCCAUUCUGGUGACCUUGAACUACGUCCAGUUUGACACAGACACGCCAAUCCCACCUGCCACCCGAGAGCUGCAAGUAGGCUGUAUCCGGACUACCCAGCCGUCACCAAGGAAGUGGUCUCAAUGCCUCGCAGACUGUGGAGUUCAGCCUGGAUGGUGUGGCAUGGCUGCAGCACAAGGGCUUCUCUAUCGAGCCAUCCAGGGCUUCUGUGGAGCGCGGUCAGACCAAGACCAUCAGCAUCUCCUGGGUACCACCUGCUGACUUUGAUCCGGACCAUCCACUCAUGGUGUCAACCCUGCUGCAGCUCCGGGGAGACGGAAAGGAAACCUACAAAGUCAUCUUUGUAGCCCAGGUGGUGGCUGGGAUCUGAGGUCAGAGGAACCCGCAGAGCCUCUUGGACCCUCCCACCCACCCUUGAACUCCUUCCCAGCCUUGUGGGCCAGGGACCUGGGCAUUUCCUGCUGGGCAGGUUCAAAUGAACAGCCCUAGAGACAGAGCUCCCCUGCCCUAGAGACAUGGCUACUUCCUGCUGCCCUGAAAACAACAAGACUCCCCAGCCAUACAUGCAAGCCAAGAAAUACUAAUCCAUCCUCACACAGCCUGUUCCUAGAUGCCCCACCUCCACCCCCAGAUCCCAAGCCCACCAGCACCUCCUCAGGCUUUAGAGAUCCCAGGAGAUAGCGCAGGCCUGUCAAUAAACUCUAAGAACCAACAGAAGUGUGCAGUGGUCGGGGUGGGGUGGGGGGCUGGCUAAGCACAAAGUAGGGUGGGAGGAGAGCCUGGGGGAAGCCUGACCUACUCUCCCCGCUCACAGACCCCAACCCAUAAAACAGUGUUCUGUCUAGUGAGAACCUUCCAGAGGGUGCAGUCUUGCCAGAUAGCUAGAGGGACCCUGACUCAGUCACUGGAAGAUCCCUCCAGAUCAUGCAGUUCAGGUGCUGGGGGUGCAGAGCCAGGGUUGAGCCUGGUCCAGACCUGGAAAGGUGAGGGAGGAGAAGGGGAGGACAAGAGGUGUCAAAGCCCAGAGAAAGUCCCCUAAGUCUCCCAGCUCCUCCCAAGUCCCAGAAACCUAGAUGAUCCCACCCUAGGGAUGGGCAGGCACGAAGGGGGCCCAGCUUGUGAGUUUCGGUUUACAUUUGUCUGAAAAGAACAGAUUUUGCCUUCCAGGCCCUAGGCCACCCAGCCAUACUCCUGCUCCAGCAUGGCGCCAACACAGCUUAUCGGACGCUUUCCAUCCAGCCAACCCUCCUAUCCAUGCAGCGUGACUACACCCCAUGGGGACAAGCUACCAAGAGAGCCUUCUCAGCCUUCCUCGGCCUGGCAGGGCCAUGGCGGGUGAUGGAUCUGGGUGCUCUCCUGAACACUGCUCUGUGUUCUGUCCUUAGAGCCCUUGAUACCUUGACGCCUGGCAUCGCCCCUAAGGGAGCCAGCAACAUUUGCAGGAUUUCUGCUCAGUGACCUUGGAGGUACAGUGCCCCAGGCCUCCGCUGCCGUGACUGGAGCUGACCCUUGACCUGUUUCCAGGUCAGAUGGGUGGCAAGAAAGCAGCUCCACUAAACCAGUCUGAGAUUCGUGAGGACAUGCUCUGGGGAGAAAGCACUACCCCAGGCAGGCCACGCUAUCCCACCUAAGUCCUCUCUUCUCUGGACCCCAGGCUCUGAUCUGGGCCUCCGGCUGCACUUUCUUCCUAGUCUGGUGCUGUACCCCUCCCCCAGCACCAAGCAUAGCUAAGGCAGAGCAAAGGAGGGAAAUAAAACAGGAGAGAAGUUCACCAGUCUCUGGCAGAACGGGCCCUUGACGGCAAACACAGGUCAGCUGUAGACAGAACCCUGAAGGACUCUCCAGUGAGGGAGAAAACCUGAGUGUGAAAACAGUGAAGAAACAGAGGCAGAAGGGAGGGCAGGUGCACCUCCUGUCCUUAAUCAGACCGCCCCUGCAGUCUGAUCCCUGAAAGGCAGAGCAGCCUGGCAGAGGACCUAGCCUGAAGGAGGAAAGAUUAAUAAACUCCCCGGGAAGAAGUGGCCGCUUCAGCAGUAGAAGAAGCAGGCAUUUCAGGUUGAGGGAGAGGGCUGGAAAGUGGUCUGUUUGCCGCGCCUCAGCAGCCCGGAGCCAGGGGCUGGCUCCAGAUGUAUCCCCGUGGAGGACGCAUAGCAAGCGUCCUUGAAGGGCGGUUUGGAAAGCUAAACCCCAGUUUAUUAAUGGUGUAGACCCCACCCCUUUUACCUAGAGGAUUGUGGAGUAUGAGGGUGGAACAAACCAACGCAACCCACAAGUUUCAGGAGACCUGGUUUGUGAAUGGGGAUGGGAAAAUGGAGGAUAGGGG